CUCUUCCUUAAACUGCUGGAAUGUAGGCAGGCUUGUGGUGGUGUUAUUUUAGCCCGGACGUUUCCCGCUGAAUAACUUGGAGCCCAGCAAACUGUCUCCAGCCAGGGAAAAGGUCCUCAGUCUAUCUCCGUAGGCAUAUUAAGAAGUCGCUUCUACUCCCUGUUAGGGUGCUGGAGAGGCGCGGCACUAGAUCAGCGCGUGUGGAUUUUGCCACUUCCGAAGCAUUUUCAUGGCUUGAAACGGACAUUAUAUCAGAAUUCGUUCAUUCCAGAACUGUUGAAAAAGGGGUGUGUUCUUCACAUAUUCCUCCUCUUCAGACUCACUCGCUUACACACCCAUACUAAUGGAUCGGUCGAGAAACUCCUCCUGACUACGGACAAUGGUUCUCUCCACCUUCCCUCCCCUUUUUUUUUCUUUUGAGCUUUCCGAUGACGCUCCCUUUCUUUCUCCUGGCGGAGGCUCUUACGUCAAGGACGUUCAGCUUCGCACUGCUGUACCUCCCAGCCGCUCCUUCUUUCCCGGCGGCGGAAGUGACGCCACGCUGCAGGAGAGGGCUUCCGGUACGUAGGCCACAGUGGCCCGGCUACAGAUGGAGGAGCGCGCGGGGAGGUGAUUUUCUGUCUCCGUCUCGACUUGUUUCCAGCGUCUCCUGUUUCUCUCACUGCCACAAUCGGAGCUGCCUUCUUUGCCCGGGACCGAGGUGGCUGUGGCCUCUACACAGCCCUGCCCGCUCUCUAAGUGAGUGCAGAGGAGGGGGUAGCCGGGCCUUGUUUACACAGAGGGAGGGCGAGGGAAGAGGUCCCAUCUUCCUUUGCUCCGGUGCUUGUCGUUUAGGAGGCAGAAAAGUCAGAUGAAGUCAAAAGAGCGAUAGAAGAAAAAGUUGAAAAAGAAACAGUCAUUACUCUCCUGCUCUGCAGUUUGGCAGAGCACUAAGAUGUCUGUGGACAUGAACAGCCAGGGUUCUGACAGCAAUGAAGAAGACUAUGAUCCAAACUGUGAUGAGGAAGAAGAGGAUGAAGAUCCUGGGGACAUUGAGGAUUACUAUGUGGGGGUGGCAAAUGAUGUGGAGCAACAGGGAGCAGAUGCCUUUGAUCCUGAGGAAUAUCAGUUUACCUGCCUGACUUACAAGGAAUCCGAGAGUACCCUGAAUGAGCACAUGGCCAGCUUGGCCUCUGCAUUAAAGGUAUCUCAUGCAGUUGCUAAGCUUGUAUUAGUUAGCUUCCAUUGGCAAAUCUCAGAAAUCUUGGAAAGGCACAAGUCCAAUUCUGUCCAGUUGCUAAUGGAAGCACGAGUUCAGCCUGCCUCAUCCAAACACGCCAUGGUACAUUCCUCCCAGCACUGUGCGGUGUGUAUGCAAUUUGUCCGAAAGGAAAACUUGUUGUCUCUGGCUUGUCAGCAUCAGUUCUGCCGCAGCUGUUGGGAGCAGCACUGUACAGUUCUCGUCAAGGAUGGAGUUGGAGUUGGUGUCUCCUGCAUGGCUCAAGAUUGUCUGCUCCGGACCCCAGAAGAUUUUGUGUUUCCACUGCUACCUAGCGAGGAGCUGAAAGACAAAUACCGACGCUAUCUCUUCAGGGAUUACAUUGAGAGCCAUUUCCAGCUGCAGCUCUGUCCUGGAGCAGACUGCCCUAUGGUCAUACAGGUACAGGAGCCCAAAGCCCGCAGAGUGCAGUGUAAUCGAUGUAAUGAAGUUUUCUGUUUCAAGUGUCGGCAGAUGUACCACGCUCCCACAGAUUGUGCCACCAUUCGAAAAUGGCUCACCAAGUGUGCGGAUGACUCUGAAACAGCUAACUACAUCAGUGCUCACACUAAAGAUUGUCCCAAGUGCAAUAUCUGUAUUGAAAAAAAUGGUGGCUGCAAUCACAUGCAAUGUUCCAAAUGCAAGCAUGACUUUUGCUGGAUGUGUCUAGGGGAUUGGAAGACUCAUGGCAGCGAGUACUACGAAUGCAGUCGGUACAAAGAGAAUCCUGAUAUUGUAAACCAGAGUCAGCAAGCACAGGCCAGGGAGGCCCUUAAGAAGUACUUGUUCUAUUUUGAGAGGUGGGAAAACCACAACAAGAGCUUACAGCUGGAGGCACAGACAUACCAGCGAAUUCAAGAGAAGAUACAAGAAAGGGUGAUGAACAACUUGGGAACGUGGAUAGACUGGCAGUAUUUACAGAAUGCAGCAAAGCUACUAGCAAAGUGUCGUUACACGCUGCAGUACACAUAUCCGUAUGCUUACUACAUGGAAUCUGGUCCCAGAAAGAAAUUGUUUGAAUAUCAACAGGCUCAGCUGGAAGCAGAAAUAGAAAAUCUCUCAUGGAAGGUGGAGAGAGCAGAUAGUUAUGACAGAGGGGACUUGGAAAAUCAGAUGCACAUAGCUGAGCAGAGGAGAAGAACCCUGCUGAAAGACUUCCAUGACACAUAAAGUAGCGGGAGCUGUCAGGAUGCAGGGGUGAGAGCAAAGAGUGAGGUGGCGGUGAGAGCAGCAACAGAAGCAACGUGAGAAACCGGCCACCGCCCCCUCCACAGAGAAGGGCUGAGGACAACACUGCACCCUCCCCUUGCAAACCAGACACAAGCUAGCACCACAGCUUAGUCUUCUGUUUUUCCUUCUCUUUCUGCUUUUCAUUUUGCCAGGGUAGAGGCUGGAGUUCAGAUUGGCACCUUUUCCUGGGACGUUUUCCUCCCCAGCUCUUGGAUUGUUCUGGAAGGGAGUUCUGUUUUAUUUUUUAUUUUUAUUUCCUGAAUGGCUGUUAGUAAUGUUAGAUCAUUACAAACACAUGUAAUUUUCAACAGUUGUACAAUUAUACAAAACGAACCCUAGAAUAACACACAACCCUUUUUAAAAAUAAAUUGGAAUUGGAGUGUGUCUCCUUUUUAAUAAGCUGCUUGUAAACUAAAUGGCUGCUUCUCUUCUUUUCCUCCAAAUCCUCUUUUGCACUGAAAAUUAUGAAAUAGUCCAGCUGUCUGUUAGUACUUCUUAUGUGCAGUCUUCUGUUUGCCCUGUGACUAUAUGAGCUGAACAGUGCCUAGGCUAGAAACAUCAGCAGCUGCCAAAGGUCAGCAUACAGUUGAGUGCCUCUCCUUCGGCUGUGCAGGAGCAGAUAGGCAAAGUUCAGGGCAGCACUGGAAACUGUUCUGGUCCUGCUGUCCCAUCAGCUUUAGGUGGCCCAAACUAAAAUAAAGUAAGGAGUUAUGGGAGCACAGCUUUGCGUCUUGAUGGCAUUGUAGCAGGCUUUGCUUGGUGGCAGAAGAACAAGCCACAUACCUUUCAUGCCUUGUGUAUCUGUGCAGCUCCUUCAUGCACAACCUGAUUCUUUAUACGGCUGUAAGCUUGAUACAUCAAGGUUGACCCCUCUUGACCUGACAAGACCAGAGUUUCUCCACUGUGUGUCAAGGGAAAGCUGUUACACUUAACAUGAUGCCUGAUUUAAAAAAAAAAAAAAACUUGGCAGGAUAGGACAAGUCCUUAGAAAUGUGCCAAUGGUAAACUUACACUGCUGUCCUAGAAACUACUCCACUGCUGGAUGAAAACAACCAGCUAAAUCAGUGACAGCGGUGCAUAAUUAGUGCUGAGGUUCAUGGGUGGCUUAUUAUUAGCAGGGGACUGUAAACACUUGAAUGUGCAUAAGGACAAAUUUUCCUUCAUUCUUGUUAAGAGGCUAGUUUAAAAACAGUAAGCUUAAAAUGCUGUGUAAGAUGUGUAGUUACGAACAACAUACCUGGCUAUGUUGAUAAUCCAACUAGAAAGGAAGAUGGAAUAGUUGGCUUUCUCCUGAAGUUGCUCUAAUUUGAAAUAAGAACAUCUUGCUACCUGUUUACAAAAACAUGUUGCACUGAUCUUUUCUUUGUACAUUGAUCAAUCACCUUUUUUGGUUUUGACAAGGAGGAUUGGCUAGUACAAUAAUUAUUCUGUGCUUAUACCUGCCUUUCUACUCUUUCUAUUUUAUUAGCAUUUUGGAUUUGUCCUGGCUCUUGGGGGUAGUCUGCCAUGCCACCCUCUCACUCUUCACAUGCUGCUACUACUACCUCAAGUAAUCCAGUGAAAAUGAUUACCCCCACUACCUGCUUGCUCCCUUAGUAAAUGACCCCAAUACCUUUUUAAUAUCUACCCCCCCGCACCCCAUAGCCAGUUAACCACAGAUUAAGCAAGUAGGACUUAGAGGGAGAGGUACUAGGCCAAGCAAGUACCUGGGGAGGGGGGACUCUUCCCCCACUACUCUUCCCCCCCCCUGCUUCCCUGCUCUGCUCACCUUUUCUCUUUUGUUGGCCCUUUAUUAAGUCUCUUGUAGCUGAUGCAGCAUGAUGACCUCAUCAGGCUUGCUCCUUUAACCCAUGUCUUAUCUGCUGUAAGCAGAGAUCAUGUGAUUGUGUUCUCUUGGCUGUAGAUGUUUUCCAUUUCUCUGCAUGAAGUCCAGUUUGGGCCUUGAUAUAUAGAAACAGACAAAAACUUUUAGCAAGUGCAAAAAGUUCAACGUGUGUGAUUUUAAUUACUACACAACAUGUUAGCGUUCAUUCUGUUACUGUUUUGAUGAGAAGUAGUGCAUAAAGUGCUAGCACAGGAUUAUUUCAUUAACCCAGCUGAAGUUGAUAAAGAUAGGCCUUAUGAUAGGGAGAGCUGCAGGGUGGUAUGGCUUGUGACUUAUUUCUGUUGUUAAAUGCUGACUUGAUCUCCUUGCUUGCUUACGCAGUGUUAAGCCUUUGAAGGAGAUGAACAUAUUUUUAUCUUUAAACUUUACAUUUAGACUAAGCUCUCCAUCUCACUGAAUUAACUGAGUUAAUACCUGUUUUCUGUAAGAACUGUCCAGCGCAAAAUUGAGUGAUGUGUGACUUGCACUACAUCUGACAUCCAGUUGCAGCUGGUUGACUUAAUGGUAGCAUAUUCAUAACUUUCAAUGUUAAAGUCAUGUUUUCUAAACUUGUGGCCUCCACCACUCCCCAUACACUGCUUUUAGAUGUGCUACAGUAAGCCAGUACUGCUUAGCUGUCACACUGUUUAGAACAGGUAGCAUUCAUGUCUGUAUACACUAUCACUUUUAGUUCCAGAGAGUUUUACAGAUCAGCAUUUUCAUUUUUUUUCUCCAGUAUAUCCUCCUUCAUUCUUUUCUCCAGUAUAUCCUUCUUCAUUUCUUUUCUCCAGUAUAUCCUCCCUAUUUUAGAAUUGCAUAACAUUCAGGCUUUGCCAGAAAGUUUUUGUCACUCGUGGGAAUGGGCUAUGCUGUCAGAAAAUGUAUCCUCUUCUUUACUCUGGAAAAAGAAGCUAGUGUGUUUGCAGCAUGAUUCUAAAGUAGUAAGUCUGAGAGAGUUUGCUGCCUUAGAAAAUGUUUGUAAUUCUUCAACAAGUUAGUUGAGAUGGUAAGACUGCAAUUAAGAAUUAAUGGCAUCUCAACCCAGUGUUGUAGGUACUAAAUUUCCCUUGUUGCAGGCUAAUAUCCUGUACUGGGAACUUUUGUCUUUUUCUGUAAGGCUAAACCAGCCUAGCAACUGUUUUCAUCCUUUCACUGUGCUUUUUUAGUUUUGACUUGAUUUACCUUUGAUCCCAAUGCUUACUUUAUUUUGGUUUUGGCUUACAUUUAGUAUUACCUGCCAGAGUUUUCUGUGUAAAGAGAUACAAAACUACAAAACAGCUAACGUCAUGUCUUUACACAACUUCUGAUACUGAACAAAGCUUCAAGUUACACAGACUUCUGUUUGCCAGGAGAAUUUGGUGCAACUCAAAGGAUUCCAUGCAGACACCAAACAUGUCUGUUGUUAAUAGGAGAAAGAACCUUUAGCCCUUCAGAUGUUGCUGGACUACAACUCCCAUCAUCCUGACCAUUGGCCAUGCUGGCUAGAGCUGAUGGGAGUUGGAGUCUAACAGCUUCUGGAGGGCCAGAGGUUCCCUAUCCCUGCUGUAUUGAGUUCUGUACUUGCUCUCUUAUAGCACUCCUUCCUCUGCAGCAGCAACCAGGAGGUUUCUGUUGACAACAUAUACUAUGUGUCAGCUGUGUGCCAUGCUAGUUCUACAAGAAGAACCAGAGACUUCUCUUACUGCACUGUUUUAGUUCAUUCAAAAUUUGUGUUUGUGUUUCAAAAAUCAGUUGCAUUUCUCAACAGCUUUUUCUAGGAAAGUUCUUAUGUGUGCGCUCUCAAGUCUGGACUGUUCCAAGUUUUCAGGUAGUAGCUUCUGCUAUGGGAGCUUUUUUUAUUAUGCAGAGUGCUACAUUAUCAUGGCUGCCUUUGCUCUGUCCCUCACUGAGGUGGUGGGGAAGCAAUCUCAAGAAACUGCCAAUACUUUUCCGGCAUUAGGAGGGGAAGGGGCAAAGGAAAGAGCCCUUGAAGCUUCCCUCUACUGAAAUUGUUUAUUUGAAAUAAAAUUGUGAAUUUCUAAUUUUAAA
Messenger RNA from Rhineura floridana, 6359 nucleotides. RefSeq names its product ariadne RBR E3 ubiquitin protein ligase 2 (gene ARIH2). Lineage: Eukaryota; Metazoa; Chordata; Lepidosauria; Squamata; Rhineuridae. The transcript has 15 exons. The record is from RefSeq and is a predicted model, not a curated record. Bases 935 to 2407 code for a protein of 490 amino acids. Gene Ontology annotation, cellular component: cytoplasm; ubiquitin ligase complex. Gene Ontology annotation, molecular function: ubiquitin conjugating enzyme binding; ubiquitin protein ligase activity; zinc ion binding. Gene Ontology annotation, biological process: protein polyubiquitination; positive regulation of proteasomal ubiquitin-dependent protein catabolic process; ubiquitin-dependent protein catabolic process.